CAAGUUGGAGGUUGAUGCACGGAGGGAGGCAAGCUCGAUUGCGAGGCUGGAGCCGGCCGCUGAAUCCGGAGCUGAGACAGAGAAUGCUGGAGACAGACCUUGCUGGGACCCUGCUCCCCAAAAAGUAGAGUCUAAGACCUCCUGAGAUCCCGCACGACUACGUCCCUGACUGGCAUCUAAAGGAGAAACAAAGGGCUUGGUACCUUCCCUCAUUGGGCCAGCCUUGGCCUUAAGACGUCAUCUGACAGAAGAGAAAGGAAAGCGAUCCUUCGGCCACAUCGGAGGCUGCCUUGGGUCACGCAACAAAGGUAGACCAGCCAGACUUGGCUGGCCUGAUGGCAGGGAGGUGCCCCAAUGGAAUCCAGGCUGCAAAUGACAAAGAAUUCUGGGAAAGAACCAUGCAGAAGUUCCUGGGCCAGGAGGACAGCCUCAGCUCGGAUGUCCAGUGCCAACGCUUCAGGCAUUUCCGCUACCAGGAGGCCGAGGGACCCCGAGAGGUUUGCAGCCGACUCCACCAUCUCUGCCAUUGGUGGCUGAAGCCAGAGCGGCACACAAAGAACCAGAUCCUGGACCUGGUGAUCCUGGAGCAGUUUCUGGCUGUCCUUCCCCCGGAGAUGGAGAGCUGGGUGAGGGAAUGUGGAGCAGAGACCAGUUCCCAGGCGGUGGCCCUGGCCGAAGGUUUCCUCCUGAGCCAGGCAGAGGAGGAGAAGCAGGAAGAGCCGCAGGGCCUGUUUGCAAAAGUGGCUGCUGAUAUUCCUGAGGCAAAGAAGACUCCACAGUUGCCAGAAAUAUCUCUUUGUGCUGGAGUCGAAACUGCCUCUGAGCAUCUGGAUCAGGAACUUGUGAUGUUUGAGGAGGUGGCUGUGCAUUUCACCCAGGAGGAGUGGGCUCUGCUGGACCCGGACCAAAGGGCAAUGCACAAGGAAGUCAUGGAGGAGAAUUGGGGGAUCGUGGCCCUCCUUGGAGAUGAAAGAGCCAGAUAUAAAGCAGAGGGAAAGGAAAAAGCAGAAGCAAAACAGAAGAGCAGGGAGAAAUCCUCUCCUUCUCAAGGUGGUGACGUCCCUGAAUUCCCAAUCCAAGAAAAAAUAGACAACGGAAAGGAAAGGAGCCAGUGCCCUGUGUGUGGGGACAGCUUCAUCUGUCAAUCAAGCCUUGAUUUUCAUCAGAGAAGACACACAGGAGGAAAGCUCUUUAAAUGCAUCAAGUGUAACAAGACCUUUUCUGCAAACUCGUACCUUAAACGACAUCUCAGAAUUCACACAGGGGAGAAACCAUUUAAAUGCCCAGAGUGCGGAAAGAGCUUCAGUCAAAAAACACACCUCAUUUGCCAUCAAAAAACCCAUACAGGGGAAAAACCUUUUGACUGCUUGGAAUGUGGAAAGAGCUUCUUACAGAGAUCAGACCUCAUCAGACAUCAAAGAAUUCAUACAGGGGAGAAACCAUAUGAAUGCCUGGAGUGUGGAAAAAGCUUUUCUCAGAAGAGGAGCCUCAGUACACAUCAAAUGAAUCACAGAGGGGAGAAACCAUAUGAAUGCCUGGAGUGUGGAAAAAGCUUUACUCAGAAAAAUUACCUCGCCAUACAUCAAACGACUCACAGAGGGGAGAAGCCACAUAAAUGCUUGGAGUGUGGAAAGAGCUUUAGCCAGAGGAAAGCCUGUAACAAACAUCAAAGGAUUCAUACAGGGGAGAAGCCAUAUCAGUGUUUGGAGUGUGGGAAAAGCUUCGCUUGGAGAAAAAGCUUCACUUCACAUCGGCAACUUCAUACAGGGGAGAAACCAUAUCAAUGUUCGGAGUGUGGAAAGAGCUUCAUUUGGAGAACCGACCUCAACAGACAUCAAAGAAGCCAUACAGGGGAGAAGCCAGAUAAAUGCUUGGCAUGAGGAAAGACCUUCACUUGGAGAGAAAGCCUCACUUCCCAUCAAGGAAGUCACCCAGGGGGAAAACCACAAAUUCCUGGAUCACGGAAACAGGUUUACUCAGAAUGGAAAAUACGAAUGGGAAAAACCAUACGUAUGACCAGAUUGUUGCAUGAGUUACGGAGAAGCUUGUGGAAAAAAAUGCCUUUCUCUCAAAAGUGGCCUGGCUGAUGAACUCGAAUCUCUUCUGUAAGUUUUUCCCCCUGUACCAUAUCAAAUGUCACUGGGUGGAGCCCUCCCCCAAACCUGAAAUGCUUUUUACCAGGAGCUAAAAUACGACAUCACAUCUCGGAUCAAAGUUGUUCUUUGCGUAGCCAAAAGGCCGUGCUGCUCAGGGUAAUCCAAAGGCCUGCCCUAGAGUUAGAGAUAAAAGUAGGGCUGUUCCCCUAUGAAAUCUGUCAUCCCUUUGGACAUCCCUCUGCCAUCGUAGAGCGCAAGAUUAGUCUGUGUGGCCUGCACGUAAAUUUUGGAACUCUGCUCUAGGGCUGUCCAGUGUACAGUUAUUUAGAGCGUGUUUUUUUAAAAAACUUUUGAAUGCAAUCUGUUUGCUCUCUCUCUCUCUUCCCUUUUCCUUAAUCUUAAUAAAUCUUUUAAAUUUGGACCUUGGGGAUGGAUUGCUUGCUUUGACAUCUGAAGAUUAAUUCCCCCCCCCCAGUGUGCCAUGUUCUUCUUUCCAUACUCCACGUCUGGCUAAAGAGUGAAAGGAACAGCAGCCUGAAUCUCUUUCUAGUCAGGGGCGACUGGGAGGAUUUGCUGAGUUGUCCCUUCCCAAGUAAACAACACAUAGAUAUUGAGGUUCCCUCACCAGAGUUUGAGUGCUGUAGUGUAGCGGCAAAUCCAGAAGUGCAGGGUCCCUUCAUGAUAGUCACCACACACACCCCUACAGCCACACCCCCUCACUCGCAUGCUCUCCAUUGCCAUUUCCACACUCCUCAGUCCUUCCUCGUGUGCCUUCUCCCACAACAACAGACGUCCCUAGGAGCCAAUUAGCAUAAUAGGGGAGUGUGUUAGCUACUGAGAAGAAUCUUCUCAGUAGCUCACUCACCUCCUUUCACUCUAAUCGGCUUCAAUCAACAGGAAAGGACAAGGAAGCAAGUUAAGCCAUGUAUUAGGCUUGUAUAAUAUGUUAGUUUAUCGUCAGUGAUCAGGGAUGUCUCAUUGUGAAUUAUUAAAAAAAAAUUAAAAUGUUUUUCAAAUGAUUCAUAUUGAAUGUGGUCUUUAAAAAUGUUAUGUUUAGGACCACUGUGUUGUCUCCAUGACACUGAUUUGAGUUUGUUUGAAAGUUUUUAGCUCC
Messenger RNA from Rhineura floridana, 3210 nucleotides. RefSeq names its product zinc finger protein OZF-like. Lineage: Eukaryota; Metazoa; Chordata; Lepidosauria; Squamata; Rhineuridae. The transcript has 6 exons. Gene Ontology annotation, cellular component: nucleus. The record is from RefSeq and is a predicted model, not a curated record. Bases 336 to 1880 code for a protein of 514 amino acids. Gene Ontology annotation, biological process: regulation of transcription by RNA polymerase II. Gene Ontology annotation, molecular function: DNA-binding transcription factor activity, RNA polymerase II-specific; RNA polymerase II transcription regulatory region sequence-specific DNA binding.